Molecule: messenger RNA, 202 nt
Organism: Funneliformis caledonium
Lineage: Eukaryota; Fungi; Glomeromycota; Glomeromycetes; Glomerales; Glomeraceae
Source: the annotation of a GenBank genome assembly
AUCUUAUAUUCAAGUUAAAGAAUUACCUAAUCUUGAAAAUUAUAGAAUCAAGAUCAACACUUCAUUUAACUCUAAUGAUGUUCUUUUAGAUUUUAAAGAUGAAGUAGAACUUGAACUUCCACCUCUAACUAAUACAUCUCCUCUAGAUUCUCCUUUUAUAGAGGAUAGAACUCUCAUUUUUGAUACUUUAUAUAAGAUGUGA